Mytilus trossulus (common blue mussel) is the source of this 1742-nucleotide messenger RNA. RefSeq lists its product as uncharacterized. The transcript has 3 exons. Lineage: Eukaryota; Metazoa; Mollusca; Bivalvia; Mytilida; Mytilidae. The coding region runs from base 1032 to 1682 and encodes 216 amino acids. The record is from RefSeq and is a predicted model, not a curated record.
AGAGAUCAAAUGUCGAAUAGACUUCCAACACAAGAUUUGUAAUGCAGAUAAAAUUCAUAACUGUUUUGUUUGGAAUUAUCAACAAAUUCAUUUUAUAAAAUUUACCUUUUACCUUAGUUUGUAUAUGUUUUUUUGCACUUAUGAAAUGCUUCUGCCUGUCAAACAGUUAACGAAACAAGUACAAUUUUUCUUAAUUUUAUUUGUAUUGGAUACACUAGACACAAUGCAAUUAACAAUCGGAACCUAAGAAGUUAUAUAACAACAAAAGUAAAAACACAAAAAUACUGAACUCCGGUGAAAAUUCAAAAAGGAAAGUGCCAAAUCAAAUGGCAAAUCAAAAGUUCAAACACAUCAAACGAAUGGAUAAUAACUGUCAUAUUCCUGACAUGGUACAGUCAUAUUCGUAUGUAGAAAAUGGUGGAUUGAACCUGGUUUUAUAGCUAGCUAAAUCUCUUACUAUGUGUAUAAAUAUAAUUAUGAAAAUAUAAAAAAACAAGCAUGCAUUAUUUUUUUUAUUUUUUUUAACCAUUUUAGUUCUGUGAAUCGUUUAUGUGAUAGCCGACAUAUAUAAAAUAACUAAAUUAUCGAGGAAUGAUAUAUAAAGUAUUAAUAAAGAAGAUGUGUUGUCAUUUCCACUGAGACAAUUCUCGACAUGAGAAUCAACAAAUGUAAGUCACCGUACAGCUUUCAACAACAUGCAAAGCCCAUACCGUAUAGUCAGCUAUACAAGUCAUUGAAAUAACCAAUUGAAAACAAUUCAAAGUAUGUACAAAAAAUAAACGAAAAAAAAUAUGUUAUACAGCAAUAAGCGACAGGCAUUGAAUCACAUGCUCCUUACUUAGGACAUGCAAAUGCAUUAAGAAUGUGACUGUUAUUAAAAGCAUGUCUCAUCACUCAUGAUAUAUCAAAUUUAAUCGAUUUACUAUUAUCAAUCAGAAUUGAAAAAAAUAGUUCUGAUUACACCAAAUGGUAUAAAUACAGAUAUACGCCGUCGUAUUACCACACGUUAAACUCGUCAAACAAAAGCCACCAUGGUUAUGAUAACUCUACUGCUGUUUAGCUUUAUCGGAGCUGCAUUUAGCACUGGUCCAUAUGGUGGUGGAAGAGGUUAUAGUGUUGGGUACGGCAGUGGUGGUGGCGGCGGUGGUGGUGGCAGAGGAUUUGGAUUAGGCGGUGGUGGUGGUGGAGUAUUGAUAUUAGGUGGAGGAGGAGGAGGUGGUGGAAAAGGAGGAUAUGGUGGUGGAAGCGGCGGAGGUUAUAGUGUUGGGUAUGGCAGCGGCGGUGGUGGCGGAGGAUUCGGAUCUGGCAUUGGCGGUGGUGGACUGUUGCUAUUAAGUGGUGGAGGCGGAGGAGGAGGUGGAGGCGGAAAGAAAGGUGGUCAAGUAUGGUGUACCUGUCGUAAAGGACUUUGUCUUAAAGGAGAAUUUGUUUUGGACAAGUAUUGCAGACUUAUUCCCUUAUUUCCAAGGAAAUCGACUACAUGCUGUAAGGUGUUACCAGGAAGUGUAACUAAUCGUAGUUACGGUGGAAGUGGUGGAGGUGGAUUCGGUGGCGGUGCUGGAAUCGGUGGCGGAGCUGUUAUCGUAGUUGGAUCUGGAGGUGGUGGAGGAUCUGGAUAUGGUGGAGGAUCCGGGUAUGGUGGAGGAUCUGGGUAUGGAGGUAAAAAGGGAAGCACAUACUAAACAAGAUUCGUCUGACUAGUUAUUAAGCAAAUAAUGUGUUUUCUGAUAUAUGUCAAAAUA